Messenger RNA from Leopardus geoffroyi (Geoffroy's cat), 4359 nucleotides. RefSeq names its product solute carrier family 24 member 1 (gene SLC24A1). The coding region runs from base 269 to 3670 and encodes 1133 amino acids. Gene Ontology annotation, cellular component: membrane. Gene Ontology annotation, biological process: long-term synaptic depression; long-term synaptic potentiation; intracellular calcium ion homeostasis. The transcript is spliced from 10 exons. Gene Ontology annotation, molecular function: calcium channel activity; calcium, potassium:sodium antiporter activity. Lineage: Eukaryota; Metazoa; Chordata; Mammalia; Carnivora; Felidae. The record is from RefSeq and is a predicted model, not a curated record.
GAGGAGUCAGUCCCUGGGAAUGUCCCUGCCAGCACCAAGGCCCAAACACCUACAGACUGUCCUUUUUGUUUCAGAACUUCUUUCCCCAACUUGGCCAGCCUCACUGUCUCAAAACCUUACAAUGCUUGAGCAUAAUGAGUUUGUGGAUACCCCCUGGCUGGGCUUCAUGGAGAAUUCUUCACUGAUCACUAACCUGAAUCCCAGAACAGACCCCCUCUUUCCCUGGACAGAAUGAAAGGCCUUCCGUAGCCAGGCAUAGCUGGCCAUCAUGGGGAAAUUGAUCAGAAUGGGGGCACGGGAGAGGCGGUUACUCCGGCCAAAGCGGCUUCAUUGGAGUCGCCUCCUCUUCCUGUUGGGAAUGUUGGUCAUCGGUUCCAUCUACCAGCACCUGAGGAGCCCCCGGGGCCUCCCCUCAUUGUGGGCAGCAGUCUCCUCCCAACAUUCUGUAAAACUGGCCAGCCGGGACCUCCCUGACAAUGAGAUGAUGAUGGUGAGCAGUGACCCUCCAAGAGCUAGCUCUGAAAUGGAGGUGCCCCAAGCCACGGUGCCCCAAGCCACGGUGGGCAGGUUUCAUGAAGCAACACUUGGGAUAACAAUGAAGAAUACACACAAUCCACCCAGAAGAACGGCCAACAUCACUCCAACAAUACCCAAGAUUAAGUACACAGCAGGAGACAUAGAAAGAGUGAAGGCAGACAGCACAACCAUACCCAGUGGAGUACUGAGUCACUACACCCCAACUUCAAACAGACCAACAGUGAAGAAUUACACCCCAACACCACCACCCAGGGGAGAAAUGCAGAGCUACAAUCCAAUUCAAGCCAAGGGAAAGGUGAAGAAAUACACCCCAUCUCCACUUGGUAGACUAGUAGGUAAUUAUGCCCCAUCCACACUCAUGACAAUGACAAGGAGACAUGGGGUCACCCCCAGAACAACAGUGAAAGACAGUGAAAUUAUGACAACCACCAAAAUAUUGGAGACUAACCCCUCUAAGAGAAUGGUGGAGGAAACCACCCCAGCUACUCUCAAGGGAAUAAUUAACACCCCAACUUUCCAGAUAAGUGGUAUAGAAACAAACAUCCUGACUUCUCCAAGGAGUAUAACGGAAAAGAACACCGUGACUACCCCCAGAACAGUGGACAGUAAGAGCCCGAUCAAGCCGCGGGGGUUAGUGGGAAAGAACAGGCUGACAACUUCUCUGGGAACGGUCCUUGAGCGCACCACAGCCAUCUCUGAGGGGCAAGUGAUGAUAAGCACCAUGACAGGCAGUAGCCCAAAGGAAAACAAAGCCUCUACUGCUACCUGGAGUGUUAGUGAUCCUUUGUCUAGGACCAGUGCAUUGACCAUGGGAAUAUCCUCAGCCAUCUACACGGGGCUGGCAAAGAAACCUUCCAUAGCACCCGGGACCUCAUCAACCUCCAAGGUCAGGGUGAAUCCAAAGAUCCAUGUGCAUCACUGUGUUUUUGUGGAGCCAGCCCCGGCUGUGCCCCCUGCUUCCUCCCCCAACUUGACAACAGCUGCGAUCCCAGAGGCACCCAGUUCCAGUCCCUCAGAGCUGCCCCCUGGCUGGCCAGACCUUCACUCCAAGGCAGAGUACCCCCCAGACUUGUUCAGCAUAGAGGAGCGGAGACAGGGCUGGGUGGUGCUGCACAUCUUUGGCAUGAUGUAUGUGUUUGUGGCCUUGGCCAUCGUGUGUGAUGAGUACUUCGUCCCAGCCCUGGGUGUCAUCACAGAUAAGCUACAGAUCUCUGAUGAUGUGGCAGGUGCCACCUUCAUGGCUGCUGGAGGCUCUGCCCCUGAGCUCUUCACCUCCCUCAUUGGCGUCUUCAUCUCCCACAGCAAUGUGGGCAUUGGUACCAUCGUGGGCUCUGCUGUGUUCAACAUCCUCUUUGUCAUCGGCACCUGUGCCCUCUUCUCCCGGGAGAUCCUCAAUCUCACAUGGUGGCCCUUGUUCCGUGAUGUCUCCUUUUACAUCCUUGACCUGAUGAUGCUCAUUCUCUUCUUCCUGGACAGCCUCAUUGCCUGGUGGGAAAGCCUGCUGCUGCUGCUGGCCUAUGCCUUCUAUGUGUUCACCAUGAAGUGGAAUAAACAACUAGAGAUAUGGGUGAAGGAGCAGCUCAGCAGGAGGCCAGUGGCCAAGGUCAUGGCCUUGGGGGACCUCAGCAAGCCAGGCAAUGGGGCAGUUGCGGUGGAUGAGCUGCAGGAAAACAAGAAGCUAAAGCUCCCAGCAAUGCUGACCCGAGGGAGCAGCUCGACCUCUCUGCACAACAGCACCAUCCGCAGCACCAUCUACCGGCUCAUGCUUCACAGCCUGGACCCUCUGGGAGAAGCCCAUCCCUCCAAGGAUAAGGAGGAGGAGAGCUUGAAUCAGGAGAACAAAGCCAAGCCUCACGCUAAUGCAGAGAACAAACCAGAGGAGGAGUCAGCCAAGCUUCCUGCGGUCACGGUCACACCAGCCCCUGCUCCAGAUGUUGAGGGAGAUCAGGAGGAAGAUCCUGGCAGUCAGGGAGGAGAUGUGGCUGGACCUGAGAGCACAGGUGAAAUAGUAGCUGAAGAGGGUGAAGCUCCUGGUGAAGGCAAAAAUGAAGAGCAAGGUGGAGGUGAGACUCAACUGGAAGGUGAAGGUGAAAUUGAAGCAGAAGGAGAAGCAGGUGAACAUGGCAGUGAACUCCAAGCAGAAGAUGAGGACAUGAAAGCUGAUGAAGGUGGAGGUGAAGGUGAACUCCAAGCAGAAGGAGAAGCAGGUGAACAUGGCAGUGAACUCCAAGCAGAAGAUGAGGACAUGAAAGCUGAUGAAGGUGGAGGUGAAGGUGAACUCCAAGCAGAAGAGGGUGAAAUGAAAGCUGAUGAAGGUGAAAAUGAAGAGCAGGAGUUCAAUGCUGAGAGUCAAGGUGAAGCCAAAAGUGACGAGAAAGGUACAGAUGGUGAAGGGGGAGGUGAUGGAGGUGACAGUAAAGAUGAAGAGGAGGACGAAGAGGAAGAGGAGGACGAUGAGGAAGAGGAGGACGAUGAGGAAGAGGAGGACGAUGAGGAAGAAGAGGAGGCAAAUGAGGAGCCUUUGUCCCUGGAGUGGCCCGACACCAGGCAGAAGCAAGCCAUUUACCUCUUCCUCCUGCCCAUUGUGUUCCCACUGUGGUUGACGGUGCCUGAUGUCCGGAGGCUGGAGUCUAGGAAGUUUUUUGUUAUCACCUUCCUGGGAUCCAUCGUGUGGAUAGCCAUUUUCUCAUACCUCAUGGUCUGGUGGGCUCACCAGGUUGGUGAAACAAUAGGGAUUUCAGAAGAGAUCAUGGGUUUGACGAUCCUAGCAGCAGGCACGUCCAUUCCUGACCUCAUCACCAGUGUGAUUGUCGCUCGGAAAGGCCUGGGAGACAUGGCUGUGUCCAGCUCUGUGGGCAGUAACAUAUUUGAUAUCACCGUGGGCCUGCCUGUCCCUUGGUUGCUGUUCUCUCUUAUCAAUGGAUUACAGCCUGUUCCAGUCAGCAGCAACGGCUUGUUUUGUGCAAUUGUUUUGCUUUUUCUCAUGCUCCUGUUUGUGAUCUCUUCAAUUGCAUCAUGCAAAUGGAGAAUGAACAAGAUCCUGGGCUUCACAAUGUUCCUCCUUUACUUUGUAUUUCUGAUAAUCAGUGUGAUGUUAGAAGAUCGAAUCAUUUCCUGUCCUGUAUCUGUCUGAGGCAGAGUCACUGUUGCUCACGAUGGACGUGGAUCAGAAAACCAUGCCAGAAGCUACCAUACUUCUUGUUACAUUAAUAAAAGAAUGAACAUGGUCCAUGAGAGAGACCAGAGUGGCAAAGAGCCACUGAUGGGAAUGUGAUCGGGGACUGAAUGUUAGCCUUGGAAACACCCGCAGCUCGUUGUGGAUUGUCUCACCUCUGGAGGGAUGGAGUUUUUACCCCUGCCUGAUGUUGGCAGCUAUCACGUGGAGGCCAGAAGGACCUCUGGAGCAGAGGGUUUUCGGAACGAGGGAUCAUUUGGGGGUGAGGGCUGGGACAGGCACAGUAGCAGGACAAGCCCCUAUACUCACAGUUCCCUGAUUGUUCCUGAAAGGCUGCUGAUCCAAAGACACAGAUGUGGUCUACACCCCACCCUUUGGCCCCUGUCCCAAGCACACACUGCAACUUGCCAUCCUCUCUUUUUCUGUUUAAAACGUGAGGUUCUACCAGGUUUGUAAACAUUACAUGUCCAGUUAUUGGUGGGUUUAAGGAGCUAAGACUCGGAAAAAAAAAAGUAUAACAGGAAUCAAUGAUCAUUACACACUGUAGCCCAGUAAAAUGUGUACUGAUAUUUGAUAGCUUAAAAAGACUCCCUUAGCUCUUCUUUUGCAUUUCUGAAACGUGAAAUUAAAAUAAGUAGCCCCCCAAA